AUGGCUUCUUACUCUGCUACGAAGCUGUUGGUCACCCUCUUCGUGACGGUGUCGGUGCUGGCGUCGACGGGCACCGCUCAACUGGCAGCCAACUUCUACGCAACUUCGUGCCCUAACAUUCAAGCCCUUGUGCGUGGUGCUAUGCGAGAAGCUGUCAAUAGACAGCCCCGACUCGGCGCCGCCAUGCUCCGCAUGCAUUUCCAUGAUUGCUUUGUCAACGGUUGUGAUGGCUCCGUUCUGCUCGACGACACGGCCAGCUUUACCGGCGAGAAGAAUGCCCGGCCCAACCAGAACUCGCUUAUAGGCUUCGACGUCAUCGACACCAUCAAAACGCGGGUGGAAAGGGCUUGCAACGCCACGGUUUCUUGUGCAGAUAUCCUCGCACUUGCUGCCAGGGACGGUGUCGCCUUGUUAGGUGGGCCCUCAUGGCAAGUCCCGCUGGGCCGCAGAGACGCAAGAACGGCGAGCCAGAGCGACGCGAACAACGACCUCCCCUCCCCGUUCUCCGACCUGCCGGCCCUCAUCGCCGCCUUCGCCGCCAAGGGCCUCACCGCCGCGGAGAUGACCGUGCUCUCCGGCGGCCACACCAUCGGGCAGGCCAGGUGCGCCGGGUUCCGCAACCGGAUCUACAACGAGACCAACAUCAACGCCAACUUCGCCACCACGAGGCGGGCCAGCUGCCCGGCCACGGGAGGCGACAACAACCUGGCGCCGCUCGACUCCUCGCCGAACCGGUUCGACACGGCCUACUUCAGCGGGCUGGUCGGCCAGCGCGGGCUGCUCCACUCCGACCAGCAGUUGUUUAACGGCGGGUCACAGGACGCACUGGUGAGGACUUACAGCACCAACGUCAAUACGUUUGUGCGUGACUUCGCCAACGCGAUGAUCAGGAUGGGGAACAUCAGCCCACUCACGGGGACUAACGGAGAGAUCAGGCGCAACUGUAGGGUCCUUAACUAA
Molecule: messenger RNA, 960 nt
Organism: Linum trigynum
Lineage: Eukaryota; Viridiplantae; Streptophyta; Magnoliopsida; Malpighiales; Linaceae
Source: the annotation of a GenBank genome assembly